Messenger RNA from Melampsora larici-populina 98AG31, 1429 nucleotides. RefSeq lists its product as uncharacterized. Lineage: Eukaryota; Fungi; Basidiomycota; Pucciniomycetes; Pucciniales; Melampsoraceae. The transcript has 9 exons. The coding region runs from base 147 to 1127 and encodes 326 amino acids. The record is from RefSeq and is a predicted model, not a curated record.
GUUCGUUAUGUUGCAGACACGCUUUUGAGAGCUCUUCAGUCUUCAGCACACAUUUUCAGUGUCAUACCUUCCUGAUUAUAGGAUAAUCGCCCAAAUCCUGUCUUGUGAACACUUCUGUUACCCUGAGCUCUUGCAUAGACAGAGGGAUGACGAGCACAAAGCAAACAAAAAUACCUCUAAUCUUGGGGACUGUGGCAAUUGCGAAUGAGGGCGAGUUUGGCUCAAGGAUACAUGACUUGGGUACGGCUCAAAAAUUCAUCGAUGUUUUCAAGUCGCAUGGUCAUACUGAGUUAGAUACCGCAAGACUUUACGGCGAAGGGACUACGGAAGAGAUGCUUGGCAAGCUAAACUGUUCAGGGUUGUCGAUCGAUUCCAAAUGCUUCCCAGCGAAACCAGGAGAUUAUAAGCCAGAGCUCGUCAAAGCGACACUAGAAAAAACUUUGAAUGCACUCAAGGUACCAAAAAUUCGUGUGUUCUAUCUACAUGCGCCAGAUCGAUCAGUUCCAUUCGAAGAGACUUUAAAAGCUUGUGACGAACUAUACCGAGAAGGAAAGUUUACAGAACUCGGCCUUAGUAAUUAUGCUGCAUGGGAAGUGGCCAUCAUGUGGGGAAUUUGUGAUAAGAAUGGUUAUGUUAAACCAACGAUUUAUCAGGGUAUGUACAAUGCCAUCACUAGAUCUAUCGAAACUGAGCUUUUUCCUUGCUGUCGAUCUUUGGGAAUCCGUUUGGCUAUCUAUAACCCAUUAGCCGGAGGAUUUUUCGCCGGAAAGAUUAUGAAACCCGACGAUCAAAUCGAAGGGGGUGGCCGUUUCGAUCCCAGCCAUAAACUAGGUGCGAUGUACCGCGAGCGAUACCUCCGAACCAGUCAUUUCAAAGCAUUGAAGAUUGUAAAAGAGUCUCUGCAAGGUCAUCCUGACAUAACUUUAGUAUCAGUAGCAGCUCGAUGGCUACAACAUCAUUCUGCAUUGCAGCCCAAGGAUCGGGUGAUUUUGGGCGCUUCUUCAGUUGAUCAAAUCGAGAUGAACUGUUCCUAUUCAGAAGAAGGUCCACUUCCAGACGAUAUUCUUUCAGCUGUGGACCUAGCCUGGGAGACGGUCAAAGCUGAAUGCCCAUCGUACUGGAGAUGACAUGUACCAUCAGCAUGGUAGCAUGUGAUGACAAGAGUGGUCUUUCUUCCAAAUUUUGUACACCAAAUAGCUCUUCUGGCAAGAUGGAAAAUCGCCUGGCUCAAUUUUCGACAACUAUCGCCAUGUAACAACUACAAGUCUUUUUGCGUUGAAGCCAUCUAUUUGUAGAGAGAUUCAUUCCAACAAGGUUGAGUUUCUUGAAAAACAUUCUUACCUUGUAUAACCUGCCAAAGUUCCUUCUAUUAAAUUAAAAUAUAUAUCAUGUCUUCAAUUUUUGAAAACAAGCUUCAUACGCCAUCAAC